UACAGCAUUUAACGUUCUUCUUCAGGACAGUGUUCCACGAUUUUUACAUGACAAUUAAUUUAAUUUUCUCCUCCUGCAAAAAUAAAAAUAAAAGAACAAAAUUCCUUUAAAAAAUCCCUCAACCGUUCAUCCAAAUUCCUUUGCAUUUCUCAAAUCCAGUAUUCAAAUCGGCCUCAGUUGGAUCGGUCGAUCAAUCAUUAAUUUUGAUUAAUUGGUCAAUUUAUCAUAUUUUCUGGAUUAAUCGAUCGAUCUAUUGGUGGAACUUUUUUGAUCGAUUAUUGAUAAAUAGUAAGAGAUAUAUCAGAAAGGAUGGAGCAGAGCAAGAGGGCGGUGGAGUCUUACUGGAGGUCGAAGAUGAUAGACGGUGCGACGUCGGAUGAGGACAAGGUUACUCCGGUCUACAAAUUGGAGGAGAUAUGCGAGCUUCUGAGGUCAUCCCACGUCAGCAUCGUUAAGGAAGUCUCCCAAUUUAUCCUCAAACGCCUCCAGCAUAAAUCCCCCAUUGUCAAACAGAAAGCACUUAGGGUGAUCAAAUAUGCAGUGGGAAAGUCAGGGCCAGAGUUCAGAAGGGAGAUGCAGAGGAACUCUGUAGCUGUACGUCAGUUAAUUCAUUACAAGGGAGAGCCAGAUCCUUUGAAAGCUGAUGCAUUGAACAAGGCUGUGCGUGAAACUUCGCAGGAAGCAUUAUCUGCCAUAUUUUCUUCAGAUGACCACAAGCCUGCACCUGCAGAGAAUAGUAUUGGUAGCCGUAUACAGGGUUUCGGGAAUACCAACUUUGAAAUGCCAUCAGAAGAUAAGAAGACCUUCCUUAGUGAGAUGGUUGAUAUUGGAAGUUCUACUAUCAAGCAGGGUUUAAGUAAUUUAGCACAAUCUCCAUCCCUCAAAAAGAGUAUUGAGACUGGGAGUUACAGGAGCCCAAAUCUUCGGAGAUCAUUGACUAGGGAAAACGAUAACUCUGAUCGAUAUGAAGGAAUUGGCUCUUAUGGUGAAACUCAGAGCAGCGUGCGUGUCUUGAAAAAUGUUGGUUCUGGAAAUUGGGGUUCAGAUUUCAGUGCAUCCCAGGCAGAAACAACUAAUGGCAAUUCUCAUUUAGGUUACGGUGAAAAGACUCGUGAGGAGAAAUUGUUAGAGACCAUUGUGACGUCUGGUGGUGUCCGUCUACAGCCAACUCGAGAUGCACUUCAUGUUUUCCUUGUGGAAGCAUUAAAAUUGGAUGCUUUGUCUUUAGGACAGGCUCUUGAAUCAAAACUUCAAUCACCUCUGUGGCAGGUUUGCAUGAAAGCCAUUUCCGUCCUUGAGGCAAUUUUACGAAAGACAGAUGAUGAACAUUUUUCUGUUAUAGCAUCUUAUUUCAGUGAUAACAAGGAUGUUGUGGUGAAAUGUUCAGAAUCUCCACAAGCAUCUUUGAGGGAGAAAGCAAAUAAGGUGUUGAGUCUUCUGGGUGGUGAACAAGUUGGUAGCGGAGUCCGUCAGCUAGAUAAAUCAAUGAAGGCUGAGACGGUUGCAUUUCCGAUGCCGGAUUUAAUAGAUACUGGUGAUUCCAAUGACCUUCUUGGAGUGCAAAAUUCUACUAAAACGCAGAGUGAUCAAAGAAUUGAAAAUCCGGCAACAUCUGCUGCUCCUCUGAUUGAUGACAUAUUUGGAGACAGUUUCAGAGUCAGUGAAAGCACCACUGAACAUAAAUAUGGUGAUGAUCCUUUUGCAGAUGUCUCGUUUCACACCAAUGACAAUAUGGACCACACACUUGAUCUCUUUUCUGGGAUGACUGUCGAUAAGUCGGGAGCUUCUGAAGCCCAUGUAGCAACUCAUAAAACUGGACCUGAACCAUUUGAUAUUUUAAGUUUUAAUUCCAAAGCUUCCCAGGAUCAAGGUAAUUCUAGAAAAGAUGUUCAUGAUUUGAUGACUGGCUUGUCUAUAAAUGGUAAUGACCCAUUUGCCAAGCAAAGUGGAAGCUCUGCUGAGAAGCAUGCUGGAAAUGUAGGCUCAAAGUCCAAUGAUGUUUUCAACACACUCAAUUCUCAAGCUAAUGGGGUGAAUGCUAAUCCUAUGUUCCCUUUGGGCGCCAUGGCAGAUAAUUUUCCCCCUGGCUUGAUGUUCAAUCCAUCAUUAGUUUCUCAGCCAAUGGAUAACAGUGCCAUGGGUAAUCUUUUCACUCAGCAACAGUUUCUCGCGACAAUGUCCAACUUUCAGCAUCUAGGGAACCUGCAAACAAGUGCAAGUGUUAGCAAUGCGGCUGGAUAUAACGGAGGGUUUUCUUCACCCUUUCCAGAUAUUUUUAAUCCUAGUACUGCUACUCCAGUUCCAUCCUCCAUAAUGAAUGGUUCAAAGAAAGAGGAGACUAAAGCAUUUGAUUUUAUCUCGGACCAUCUGACUGCAGCUCGCGAUCCAAAGCGGAUGGUUUGAGUUUUAUUUCUCAUUAGUCCUGAUUCUCCCAUGAAAGCACUUUUUUACUAUGGAAGCAUAGACCUUGAAGCAAAAAGGAGUAGAUUUUCUUUGAAAGAAAUGUUCUAUUGGGUAAGUUAAAGAUUUAUGUUUUUCGGAAAUUGCAUAUCGACUUAGAGGAUGAGGCAGUGUUCAUAAUUGUGGUUUCUUGUAAUAAAAUGUAGAUCUCUGUAAUGAUUUUGAUUUGCUCAACGUGCUUCACUAGAUUUAUUCCAAGUUUUGUAUUAGACUUUCAAAUUUGUUGUUGCAACUGUUCUUCAAGGACCAGUGAAGAAGGUAAUUACUGAAUAUGGGUCUUCCUUGGAAUC
Olea europaea var. sylvestris is the source of this 2750-nucleotide messenger RNA. Its product is annotated as VHS domain-containing protein At3g16270-like. NCBI's taxonomy places the organism in Eukaryota, Viridiplantae, Streptophyta, Magnoliopsida, Lamiales, Oleaceae. Gene Ontology annotation, molecular function: phosphatidylinositol binding; ubiquitin binding. The record is from RefSeq and is a predicted model, not a curated record. Bases 310 to 2403 code for a protein of 697 amino acids. Gene Ontology annotation, cellular component: trans-Golgi network membrane. The transcript is spliced from 5 exons.